AUGGCUCUCUCCGGUGCCCUUAACGCCCUCAAGUCCUCCAAACUCAUCUCCUGGAAACCAUCUGGCAGGAUUCAACAAACAAUAAAAAGAUGCGUGGAUGCAAACGGGACGACACUCCACUUAGGCAAAUAUUCAACAGUAAGGAUUUUGCCAGAGCUAGCAGGCAAAGGGCGGUACUUCUAUUUCAACUCCAAAUCAAUUCCAGCAUCCAUUGAUUACGCACAAGAUUCGCCUCUUUGCACAACUCUCUCUAACGAUGGUGUUAAAAUUCGAACCGUCGAGCACUUGCUUUCUGCUCUAGAGGCCAUGGGUGUCGAUAAUUGCCGGAUUGAAAUUACCAAUUUCGACUCUGAUGAUUCCGAUUCCGAGGUUCCUAUAUUGGACGGAUCGGCGAGGGAAUGGGUGGACAAAAUAGAAAAGGCUGGGUUAGUGGCAGCCGAAGACGAGUGUGGGAAUGGCUGUGAGAAAUUGGCUCCUUAUUUGAAUGAGCCGAUCCACGUAUUGAAGAAUGAUUCUUUCAUCGCGGCAUUUCCAUCACCGAAAGUUCAAAUUAGUUAUGGGAUUGAUUUUCCUCAGGUUGCCAUUUGCUCGCAGUGGUUUUCUUUAGCUCCUUUGGAGGAUUCUUUUUAUGCUAAACAAAUAGCUAUGUCAAGAACUUUUUGCAUAUAUGAGGAGGUGGAGCAUAUGCGUGAUGCUGGACUUAUUAAAGGGGGCUCACUGGACAAUGCCAUUGUUUGUAGUGCCAGCAAAGGUUGGUUGAACCCACCAUUGCAUUUCCCUGAUGAACCUUGUCGCCACAAGAUCUUGGAUCUUGUUGGUGACCUUUCCCUGUUUGCACGGUUUGGUAACCAAGGGCUCCCAGUGGCACACAUAGUUGUUUACAAGGGCGGCCAUGCGCUUCAUGCCAAUUUUGUACGCCAUAUCAACGAUUCAUUUAAGAGCUGA
This is a messenger RNA of Dovyalis caffra, 945 nucleotides long. Lineage: Eukaryota; Viridiplantae; Streptophyta; Magnoliopsida; Malpighiales; Salicaceae. The record is from the annotation of a GenBank genome assembly.